Phascolarctos cinereus (koala) is the source of this 7137-nucleotide messenger RNA. It is a transcript of the gene SPATA13, whose product is annotated as spermatogenesis associated 13. The record is from RefSeq and is a predicted model, not a curated record. Lineage: Eukaryota; Metazoa; Chordata; Mammalia; Diprotodontia; Phascolarctidae. Gene Ontology annotation, molecular function: protein binding; guanyl-nucleotide exchange factor activity.
UUAGGCAGCCGCCCCGCCCCCUGGCCGGCGGUGGGAGGCUCUGAGGCCCCUGAUUGGUGCGAGGGCGCUCGGGCCCCGUCGGCCGCCCAAGCAUUCAGCUUGCUUCAUUGCUUUGGAAACCCUGAGUGAUCGUCCUCCACUCCGGCUCGGGCGGGGAAACUACUGAAAGCCACGGCAGCGCCCGUGCGUGUAUUCAGCUGGCAUGCACUUUGGAGAUCUUCUGCCUUUUAGAAACUGCCACUGAAUCCAAACGCUAAGAUCGUCCCCUGGUUUGUGUGCGCGGGUGGAAGUUUCUUUGGGGGUUCUGCGAAGAGGUGGUGCCUUCUACCAAAGAGCCAAAUACACACAAUCAAUGUGAAUAUGAGGCACAGGAGGUGCCAGGGAUGAACGACCGGUGCUUUGGGCAGCUGCUGAACGUUGGGGUGUGGGUGUGAGUUAUGAUGCCCCCUCUCCACGUGCCUCUAGCCUUGAGAACAUGACAACAGUGCAAAAUGGCUUUGGGAAUAGCCCUGCUACCACCUGUAUAGUUAUGGAACCAGCUGAGACCAGAACAAUCAUUAAUUCUUCUUGUCAGAAUGGGGUAUGCAAGAGCAGUAAUAACAGUGAUUCAGAAGGCCAAGAAGACAAACUCAGCCCUUCCAAACUCGUGCGUCUUUUCUCAGCCACUAGGAAGAGGAGUAGCUGCAAUGCAGAAAGGCCCCGCUCAAUGAUUCUAAUGGGCAAUUCCUCCACCUGGAAUGCUCUGUCUUCCUUCAGGAAAAUGGGAUCAUUUAAAAAACUGAAGUCCUCAGUUCUUCAAGGAAUUCAGGGUCGGGAGGACCCAGAUGUCUUGAAUGAGGAUGCUUCUGAAAAUGACUUGGGAAAACCCAUUCCCAAUGGUUCUGUGACAGGAGUCCAAACUAACAGGUAUUCUUAUGGAGGACAAUUGAAUGAUUUCCACAAGGCAGUGGAUGGGGGGGUAUCAGAUUGCUCUGACCCAGAAGAAAAUGAUGAUGUCUUCCUGAGGAAUACUCACAGGUCAAGGAGCAUCAGGAGAGCCUAUGGCGUCGGCCGCAUUAACUUAUUGGACUCUGAUAAGCAUCCUGGCCCCCAGCACUGUGCCAGGCCUCUGUCACCCAUCAUGCAGGAGCCCCAAAUCUGUGAAAUUCUAGUGAAAAACUCUGAAAAUAACCGUAUUAUCUAUAGGAGAAGCAAGAGUACCGAUAACUUGAACUUCCUGAGGAAAAGUUCUUUUAAGCGGAAGUCCACCUCAAACCUCACUGAUCUGAAAAUGACAAAUGAGAAACAUGAAAUUCAAAGGACGCUAAGUUCUCCCACCAGCUCUGAUAAAACCAGUGGGUUGGACAGGAGGUCAAAACGCUGGAAGAGUCCGAUAAGAGCCAAGGAUUUUGAUCGAGUUUUGAAACUUGUAAGUAAUGUUGCCGAUGCUGCUUGGAAGAGAGAGACUCCUAAGAGUGGGGCGCCAAUCCCGAGCGAGCCAAACCAAAGAAUACAGCUCAACAGCCAACUACACGACGAUUACUCCCGCCGUGUUUCUACCAAUACAGAGCAGGACCAGAAGAGGUGCACAUCCCCAGUGUGCAAUGUAGAGUCUUCCUUUACAGUAAUCCCUAGCCUCAGUUCAACCAUUUCUCAGGGCACUGAUACAGAAAUUGAAACAAAGGUGUUUCCUCUCAAAGCCAAAACCCCCCAGGAAUCAGGAGGUGUCCAUCAGUCUGCUGACACUUCCUCAUCGAGCCCCACUGCCCUGAAAGCAUUUAUCAAAGACUCUGAUAAACCAAAAAAUGCCAGUCAGUUUACAUGUGAAUUGGAGCACCCUAGCACACCGCCUUGGCCCACCGCCCCCAAACCUCAGAGCCCUGUUUCAGAAAAUGCCAAGUACCACAUUAAUUUCCGUUGUCCAAACACUCAUAGCACAUUGUCUCUGAGCUCAAUGGAAAGUGAAGAGAGAGCAGAAGUGCCUGCCCUGAAGGGGAGGAGCCCAGUGUCCUUCCAGGAGUCAGUGAAAACAGUGUAUUAUGAUGAUGGUAAUGAAGACAGUGGCAUCAGCAGCCACUCACAGCUGAGCCUCAAUUUAGCCACUAGUCCAGAGGAGAGGAAGGAAGAGGUUGUUACUGAUGAACAGUGGAGGAAGUCUUCCUCCCAGGAUGAAGAAAAGGCCGAGCCGCCUCGAGUCACAAGGAGGAGAUGGGGUUCUGGAAAAAGAUCCCGACCUAGGCCCCUCUCCGAUUAUAGUCACUUGACAAGCAGAAGCUUCUCCAUUCCUGAAGACUCCAUUGCCAUGGAAACCCAGCAACUGGACUGUGUGGAUGGAGGAAACCAACAGAGUCUGGCCUCCUCUGACACUUCUGACCAAAAUGUUUCUUCGGGUUACCCAAGGGGAUGCCGAAAAAGAAGACCCAUCUCUGUGAUAGGCGGGGUCAGCUUCUAUGGGAACAACCAGACCGAAGAAAUAGAAAAUCUUCUGACCCACCCAGUAGCGAGACCCCCAGUUCCAGCUCAUCAAGUGCCACCAUAUAAAGCUGUUUCUGCCCGGUUCCGUCCAUUCACAUUUUCCCAAAGCACACCCAUUGGGUUGGACAGAGUUGGACGCAGACAGCAGAUGAGAGCAUCUAAUAUUUCCACAGAAGGAACUACAGAGUCGUCUGCCUUAGUUGAUGACAAUGGAAGUGAGGAAGAUUACAGUUAUGAAGAACUCUGUCAAGCCAGUUCCAGAUACUUACAGCCCGGGGGAGAACAGCUAGCCAUCAAUGAGCUAAUCAGCGAUGGCAACGUGGUCUGUGCAGAAGCUCUGUGGGAUCAUGUGACCAUGGAUGAUCAGGAGCUUGGCUUCAAAGCUGGAGAUGUCAUCCAAGUACUGGAGGCCUCUAAUAAAGACUGGUGGUGGGGCAGGAAUGAGGACAAGGAAGCCUGGUUUCCUGCUAGCUUUGUCAGGUUACGAGUCAAUCAGGAAGAAAUCUCAGAGAAUUCCAGCAGCACUCAAGGUGAAGAGCGAGAUUCAGAAGCUGGGAAGCACCGCCAGAAACAUUCAGAAAACAAAGACCAGAUGAGGACCAAUGUCAUACAAGAGAUCAUGAACACUGAACGAGUCUAUAUCAAGCAUCUCAAAGACAUCUGUGAGGGUUAUAUUCGGCAGUGUCGCAAACAUACAGGAAUGUUCACUGUUGCCCAGUUGGGUACCAUUUUUGGAAACAUUGAAGAGAUUUAUAAAUUCCAAAGGAAGUUCUUGAAAGAUCUUGAGAAGCAAUACAAUAAAGAAGAACCUCAUCUGAGUGAAAUAGGAUCCUGCUUUCUUCAACAUCAAGAAGGCUUUGCCAUCUAUUCUGAAUACUGUAACAACCAUCCUGGGGCCUGCCUGGAGCUUUCGAACCUGAUGAAGCAGGGCAAGUACAGGCACUUCUUUGAAGCCUGCCGCCUGCUUCAGCAGAUGAUUGACAUAGCCAUCGAUGGAUUUCUCCUGACUCCCGUUCAGAAGAUUUGCAAAUACCCUCUGCAGCUAGCUGAGUUACUGAAGUACACCACUCAAGAGCACAGCGAUUACAACAAUAUAAAGGCAGCAUAUGAGACUAUGAAGAAUGUAGCAUGCUUAAUCAACGAGCGCAAACGCAAGUUAGAGAGCAUAGACAAGAUAGCACGCUGGCAAGUGUCCAUUGUGGGCUGGGAGGGGCUCAAUAUUUUAGACCGCAGUUCAGAACUGAUCCAUUCAGGAGAACUGACUAGAAUCACAAAACAAGGAAAAAGCCAGCAGAGGACUUUCUUCCUCUUUGACCACCAGCUUGUGUUCUGCAAGAAGGACCUGCUCAGGCGUGACAUGUUAUACUACAAAGGCCGAAUUGACAUGGAUGAGAUGGAGCUGAUGGACAUAGAGGAUGGGCGGGACAAGGACUAUAAUAUCAAUGUAAAGAACGCCUUCAAAAUCAUCAAUAAAUCGACAGAAGAGGUGUAUUUGUUUUGUGCCAAAAAGCAAGAGGAUAAAGGCAGGUGGAUGCAAGCGUGUGCUGAUGAGCGGAGACGGGUGCAAGAAGACAAAGAGAUGGGAAUGGAAAUAUCAGAAUCUCAAAAGAAACUUGCUAUGUUAAACGCUCAAAAACCAGGCCAUGGAAAGUCAAAAGGUUAUAAUGGGUGUGCUGUGCCUCCCCCCCAUCAAAGCUUACAUCCUAUUCACCAACGCCAUAUCACAGUGCCUACCAGCAUUCCUCAACAACAAGUUUUUGCCCUGGCAGAACCUAAGAGAAAGCCAUCUCUGUUUUGGCAUACCUUCAAUAAACUCACCCCAUUCAAGAAAUGAAAAAAAUAUCAUCUCCCUGCUGGCAGGGGCUCUGUGUGGAGAAGAGACAUGUUCUUUCUUUUCCUCUAUUUGAAAUCCAUCUUGGACUCAGUGCUGAAGAUCAUCUUUGGUGGGGAUCAAUGAAGGAGAGGAGUUGAGCUCACCUUCUACCAGGAACUUCUUGGAGGGUAGAAGAUCAUGAUGCACAGUCAUAAGACAGCCUAGCACAGUGGUUGCAUUAUAGGCACUUAAUAAUGGCUUGUUGAAUUGAAACCCUUCAUAUUCUUUCUGCUCUGAAUUGACCAGAGACUUGGAGAUCUGUGAUGUGCUCUAAAGCAAGUGUUGAUUCUACCAAACAGUUGCUAAUGAUGAGCAUGUUCAUUGGUGACCAGGGGAGUUGUGGUUUCAAAGGUGAAGAUCCAAGGGCCUGUUUUUUCAACUUGUCCCAAGGCAUGCCUAGCUUUGGAGGACCACUGUUACAUUCCCAAUGCCAUGCUUGGUUUUGAGGGAUAUCAUCUAUAGAAUUGAAAUAUUUCUUCUUCUUGUCAUGUGUUCAGUGGGAUCUUAGGAAAGCUUUUGCUUUCCUCCAAUGCAUCUGUUAACCUCAUCUCACCCAUUCACAGCUGCAGAAGAAGGCCAAGGACCUUCCUGUUCAUUUCUGUACUUCCAAAUAUUUCCCAAGUGGUAGUGGGAAAUGAUCCACAGCCUUAUUCUCUUGCAGGCUAGGAGGGAAAAAAAAGGCUACUGCUGAAUCAAAUGGCAGCAAUAAAGCUUGAAUUUCACCUAAGUGUUCAGAAGGUCCUGCUGCUUUCAAGGAAGGAAGUGAGAAGCCCCAGGUCCAGUUGGGUUCAUUUUUCCUCAAAUUAGCUAUUCUCCUGCAUGCAUUAUAGAAUUUAGCAUGCAGAAAUCAACUCUUACCCAUAACUCAACCUACGAGGUUCCUUCUGCCAGUCACAUAUACCUAUUUUUAUUAUAAAAAUACAAGUAUUUCCAUUUUUAUGAUGAUAAUGUGAAUAUAUAAAAUAUUUGUGUACUUCUUCUUCCCAUGCAUUUUUUUCCCUCCCAUGCAUUCCCACAAAGCAAACUCCAAAUUUACACCCAUUCAACUAGAAAGGUACAAAAUAGCCAAGGAGAGCAUUCCCUUGGCCCUUUGAAAUAGGUUUUUAUCUUGUGCAUCAACAUUCCUUCAUGAGUGUGACAACAGAUUUCUGAAGAUCAAUCCUUCUUCGUGGAGACCUUGACAAAACAUAAGACAUGGAGAAUGGUCAUUUUGGCACAUUCAUCUUUUCUUUCCCCUUUUUUCCAACUAAGGAUACACACUAGCUCGUGUCUGUAGAUAACAUAUGAAUUUUAAUGAAAGAGUAAUUUUUUAAAAAAUAUCUUAUGACAGACUCUUUAAGGGUUUCAAGAUGCUUGUUACUUUCAUUUUCUUAGCACACUGGAGGAGAGAACCUUAUGUUAUAUAGUUAAUGCAUUUGUUUUCUAAAAGUGUAUUUAUGGUAAUGUGUUCUUGUCAGAUUGCUCAACUGUUUCUAACCAGGUAUACUCUGAGAAUCAAAGCAGAUUGAUUUAAGGACAAACAGUGGGUCCGGGUAUUCUAGAAUGUCACUCUCAAAGCCUCCCCCUCACAAAGUCUGGCAUUCCUGAAGGAGAACAGCUGGUGGGAAAGAGCAACCGCAAGAUUGUGUGUGAAACCUUUAUGGGUCUUUAUGACACUUAUGCAAAACUUUGAUGAAAAAGUAUUUGUUCACUAACUUAUUGUGAUACUUUUGAUGGAUUAUGUAUAGGAGGUCUUGUUUGCUAUUUAGAAUUACUGUGGUUAAUGACUCUAUGUCAACCUGAGGUAGAAGCUGGUGCUAAGAAAAAGUCAUCAGUAUUUGUGCUGGUGUGUCUUGAAAAAAAAAAGGCGCUUCAGUUUUAAUUGUGUUUGUAUAAUUGGCCUUUUUACUAACAAGCAUUUUUUUAAGAAUGUUGAAUUUUGAAAACUUAAUAUACCUUUGAUGUACCCAUUAGCAAUAACUAUAGUGAUCUGUCUAUGCUAAGUGGAAUGUAUACUAAUCAGAAAUUUUUUAACAGCUUUUCCAUGUUAUAUGAUAGCAUUGCCUUAGGGUAGUCAAUGGAAUUGCUUGACGGUGUUACACUUAUAAAAUGAAAAUUCCGUUUAAAAAAAAUUAAAUUUUCUUUUUUAAUAUCAAAAGUUUAAUGAACCAAUAUGUUGUCUCUGCAAAGCUUUAACACAUUUUUUCUCUGCUGCAUACAAAACAGUGACUUCCAGCUCCUCUACCUCCAUAGUCUUCCAAAUAGAAAAUGAAUGAAUUUGGGGAAAUAGGUUGGUUGAGUUUAGUUUCAGUUCAAAUACAGAUCUGCUUCCAUUUGGUAAAGUUAUUGUGCCAACUCAAAUUCCUCCCCAAUAAAUUUGAACAGGGUAUGAAUCACUUGGCUGCAUGUUUUCCCUAGGUGAACACCUACUGAGAUAUUCAGGGGUUUUUAAACACUCUCAAAGGUUGGUAUCUUGAAGAAUAAGAUGGUGGUUGAUACACUUAAGCCUGGGUUUGUAUGGUUUGGAUUUUGAAUAAUGUGUGUUUGGGUUCUAGGAUUGAAAGGAUCAAGUGUCCUUUUUUUGUAUUUGCCAAAUUCUCUUCUCUGGACAAAUCAUGUUUUAACUGGGAGAGUAAACAAGAAAGAAAGCAAAAGUCCUACUAUAUGGAUUAUGUAUGUGAGUUUCUCCAAAAACAACCCAGAGGAGAGAUUCAAGUGUAACUCCUCUUUAUAUAUUGUGUAGUAAGUGUUCAAGAAGAUUAAUAAAAUGUUUUAAUGGGGGCAGCUAGGUGGCACAAUGGAUAAACCUUUGGCCUUGGAGUCAGCAGAAC